Sclerotinia trifoliorum is the source of this 1144-nucleotide messenger RNA. NCBI's taxonomy places the organism in Eukaryota, Fungi, Ascomycota, Leotiomycetes, Helotiales, Sclerotiniaceae. The record is from the annotation of a GenBank genome assembly.
GAAGGCGCGUCGAACACCCAGGAACUUCCUUUUCCUUCACUAGGGCAACCACUGAUCAAUAUAAUGUCUGUGUGAUCUCAAACCCCUGCUAGCUCAAAAAAUAACAAGCGGGGAAUUUUGGCGAUAAAGAUUCCGAUAUGGAAAAAAAGUUUAAGCACCUGCAACCAAAAUACUCGAGUACAAUUGAAUUAUUUCAUCAAAAAUACAAACUACUACUUUGGUCGAUUACCUACAAACUUCGCAAUGCCGAAAAGUCUCAAGAAAACCUCAAAACAUAUCUCCAAGAAGAGAGGAGGAGAAGUCACAGCUUUACAUGAAAAUUCUCGGGAUUCUCGCAGUUUAAGAAGAGCAGGAGGACGAGAUGAUAAAUUGGAAAGAAUGGCAGCUGAGAGAAAGAGACAUAAUCGUCCUAUAUGUAUGCAUUUCAACAGUUCAAUAAUGUUACGAGCUUCAAUUGACAUAUGUGAUAGUGGAACGAGCUCUUUAUUUCCAAGAAGCCAUAAAAAAUAAUGGUGUGAAGCCACUCGAGCUCGAUGCGAUACAUAACCUCAUAAAAACGUAAUGGAUCCCCGAAGAACGAUAGCUUCAAUAUUAUAUCUAACUAUAUACCCAGUUUUGUUCACCAAAAUGAUGAAGAGCUUAAUGCUUUAAAGAAAGAGCGCCGUCCUGGUCGACCAGCGAGUACAAGAGAGGAUCUUCUGAAGAUCAAAAUAGCUGCGGAUGAGAAGGAAUAUGAAAAUGGAUUUUGUUCGUCAACACACUUCUGUGUGAUCUUUGAGCCUACAACUAACAAUAUGUAGACUUACCAGACCUCACCGAUUCAGAUAAUGUAAUGGCUUUUGCGUUAUGGGAGAACUUGACAUGGUCAUAUCUUAACACUUUGAAAUGGAUGCGCUUAUCGAGCAGUGGGCAUAUUCAGGAAACUAAAUUCCCACCUAAAGGAUCUUCAUGAUUGAGUCAAAGUAGAAUGGCGGCGUUAGUGGAGUUUGUAUCAAUACCCAAAAUUGCGGGAGCAAAUUGUGGAUGAUAUUGUUUUAUUUGUGCUAUGGGGGUUGUAUGUUUAGAUAAAGCCGAUAUAUUGAACAAAACUGCAUAGAGUGAAAUUAGAAUGAAUAACAAAACACAUUUCGAGUAUACUUGAGCA